Messenger RNA from Suhomyces tanzawaensis NRRL Y-17324, 321 nucleotides. RefSeq lists its product as uncharacterized. NCBI's taxonomy places the organism in Eukaryota, Fungi, Ascomycota, Pichiomycetes, Serinales, Debaryomycetaceae. The transcript has a single exon. The coding region runs from base 51 to 215 and encodes 54 amino acids. The record is from RefSeq and is a predicted model, not a curated record.
ACUAGCUAUUCACGAACCUGUCAACGAUGCGCUCAUGGGCAUUGGUAUAGAUGCAAAUUGGCUCCGCCAUUGUUGGAAUGAUACGUGGACAUCUGGUGUUCCAUGGCCACAAUUACCGAGAUACAGGGCAAAAAUAUACUAGAAAAAAAUAUGGGAUGCGGAGUCAAAUGCAUUGCGUCGCCCUUUCUAUAAACACCGAAGAGAACUGGUAUUAGGGGCUGCCUAAUUGGUAAAUAAUUUUCUAGAACCGAACGAAUUACUGACUACACAGUUGUUCACCCGCAGGCUAAUAAUUGAACGGCAUAACUAAAGUGAAGUAGA